Chenopodium quinoa (quinoa) is the source of this 1309-nucleotide messenger RNA. RefSeq names its product methylsterol monooxygenase 1-1-like. Gene Ontology annotation, biological process: sterol biosynthetic process. Lineage: Eukaryota; Viridiplantae; Streptophyta; Magnoliopsida; Caryophyllales; Amaranthaceae. The record is from RefSeq and is a predicted model, not a curated record. Gene Ontology annotation, molecular function: iron ion binding; C-4 methylsterol oxidase activity. Bases 128 to 1009 code for a protein of 293 amino acids. The transcript is spliced from 5 exons.
GUGUUUCCUUGUACAAACAAACAAAAAAUACAAUAAUCAAAGAAAUUAAAACCGAAAGAAAAAUUAACAACGCAAGCUCCAACACACCAGUGAUUUUUAGCACUUCGGCUGGCCGGGAAGUUCCACAAUGUUGCCUUACAAGACGAUCAACGAGGCGGAAACCGCCUUAAACGGAACACUCACCUAUGCAGAAACUCUUUGGUUUAACUACUCAGCUAAUAAAUCAGAUUUCAUUUUGUACUGCCAUAACAUUAUCUUCCUCUACGUCGUUUUUACUCUAAUCCCUCUACCACUCGUCGUUGUUGAGCUUCUUGGCGCGGCCAAGAUUGCGCGGUACAAAAUCCAGCCUAAAGUCAGGUUGUCAUUCGCUGAAAUAAUGUCUUGCUAUAAGGCCGUGAUCAAGUUAUUUUUCCUCGUUGUUGGUCCGCUUCAACUGGUCUCCUACCCUGCUUACAAGUUCAUUGGGAUAAGGACAGGAUUACAAUUGCCAUCAAAAUGGGAAAUAUUGAUGCAAUUAACAGUAUAUUUGGUAGUUGAGGACUACACAAAUUACUGGCUUCAUAGACUUUUGCAUUCGAAAUGGGGGUAUGAGAACAUUCAUAAGGUGCACCAUGAGUAUACCGCCCCUAUUGGUUUCGCAGCACCCUAUUCACAUUGGUCUGAAAUCUUGAUCCUUGGAUUUCCAGCGUUUCUUGGUCCAGCCAUGGUUCCAGGUCAUAUCACUACGUUCUUGUUGUGGAUGGUCUUGAGACACAUAGAGGCUAUUGAAACUCACAGCGGAUAUGACUUUCCAUGGACACCAACAAAGUACAUUCCGUUCUAUGGUGGCGCGGAGUACCAUGAUUACCAUCACUACGUCGGAGGACAAAGCCAUAGUAAUUUUGCUUCGGUCUUCACUUACUGUGAUUACAUCUAUGGGACUGAUAAGGGCUAUCGUUACCAAAAGAAGGUUGCAAAGUUGAAAGAAAAUUCGAGCAGCAAUGGCCAACAAGGACUCAAAAUCGAUUAGGGAUAUCCUUGGCGCUCAUUGUAUCGAUCGACCUCAAGGAAGAUGUCCAUUCGUUGUUAUUAUAAGCAAAUAAAGCUUAGCUGCUGGUCGAAUGUUGCCCCUUCUUUACAUGAUGUAGUUUCGUACAAAUUUUUAUUUUUUUAUUUGUAAUAUUAUUGCAUCCUUAUAUGGGGUUAAUAAAAACUUAAUAAAUCAGUCUAUGAUGUUCGAUGCCAUUUUUCGAGUAUCCUUAAGCUACCUUAUUAGAUCCCUUAAGCUAGUAAAUGGCAAGAUCUAUUCCAUGUUUCCAUACAUUCUACA